CCUCCCCUCACUUCUCUUCUUGCAGCUCUGCUCUGCUGCAGACAUGAAGAGCAACAACAGCCUGAAUUCUUUCUACUUUCAGUUCACUCUGUUUGUAGACUAUGGGCCCCUCAGAUAUCUGCUCUUCAGUCUGUGUAUGUUGAUCUACAUGACUAUAAUCUCUGCUAACGUUAUCAUUACCGUGAUAGUCUACCUAGGGAAGUCUCUGCAUCAGCCCAUGUAUAUUUUCAUCUGCUGUCUAUCUUUUAACUCUGUGUACGGCACAGCCGGCUUCUUCCCCAGGUUUCUGAUGGACAUUCUGUCUGACACUCAUUUGAUCUCACGUCCAUCUUGUUUCGUUCAGCUACAUGUUAUUUACAGCUAUGCAGCAUGUGAGCCGCUGAUUCUCGGCAUCAUGGCCUACAAUAGAUUUGUUGCUAUUUGCCAGCCCUUACACUAUAGAACAUUUAUGGUGGUGAGAUAUCUUGUAAUUUUUGCCGUGCUCUACCCUGCAUUUGCUGUUGGUGUUUGUGUUUAUCUUACUGUUCGAUUGCCUUUGUGUGGAUAUAAAGUGCACAGGCUUUUUUGUUCUGUGGUCCACCUGUCCUGUGUGGACACAACUGUGAACCGCAUAGCAGGUAGUGUAUUUACCACAACAACCACCUUCCUCCCCCUGUUCUUUGUCCUGUACACCUACUUGCAAAUUCUGCUAGUUUGCAGGAGAAGCUCAUCUGAAUUCAGAGGGAAAGCAUUACAAACCUGCCUGCCUCACAUAGUGACAUAUGUAAUCUUUUUCUUCUCUACAUUCUGUGAGCUUUUGCUGAGUCGUUUUAAGGCUGAUGAAGUUAGUCCAAUUGUUAUUGUUGUUUUAUCUCUGGAGUUUGUGAUCAUUCCCCCCAUCAGUAACCCUCUAGUUUACGGCCUGAAUCUGCCUCAGAUCAGAGGAGUGUUUUUUAGAUAUUUUAAGACACAGAAAAUGGUUCCUGCUGCAUAA
This is a messenger RNA of Sebastes umbrosus (honeycomb rockfish), 973 nucleotides long. RefSeq names its product olfactory receptor 10A3-like. Gene Ontology annotation, molecular function: olfactory receptor activity. Gene Ontology annotation, biological process: G protein-coupled receptor signaling pathway. Lineage: Eukaryota; Metazoa; Chordata; Actinopteri; Perciformes; Sebastidae. The record is from RefSeq and is a predicted model, not a curated record. Gene Ontology annotation, cellular component: membrane.